Molecule: messenger RNA, 387 nt
Organism: Microthlaspi erraticum
Lineage: Eukaryota; Viridiplantae; Streptophyta; Magnoliopsida; Brassicales; Brassicaceae
Source: the annotation of a GenBank genome assembly
AUGGUGGUUUUGAGAAACAACAAAGUAACGACGGAAACGCCAAAGACGACGGAAAUGGCGGAACCGUCGAAUUCCACAAAAAUGGCGGAACCGUCGAAGUCGACAGAAGCGGCGGAAUCGCCGAACCCGACUGAGGAGUCGACAGAAGCGGUGGAGUCGCCAAAGCCGACUGAGGCGACAGAACCGUCGAAGGCGACCGAAGCGGUGGAACCAUCGGGGUCGAGAGAAACGGAGGCGGAACUGUCGAAGUCGACAGAAGCGGCGAAUCGCCGAAGACGACUGAGGCGACAGAACCGUCGAAGGCGACCGAAGCGGUGGAACCGUCGAGGCCGAGAGAAACGGAGGCGGAACUUCGAAGCCAACAGAAGCGGCGAUUUCCACCGAUGA